UCCACUCCGUGAUGAAGAAAAACUUCCACCCCUAUAUGUUUUCCACUUCCUAGAUGAAGUCCCAGACAAGCAGACUGAGCAUCUCCAGACCCCUGAUAAUAAGGCCCCUCCCACCCCACUGCAGCCUUUUCCAGCUGGAGUUGUGUUCAAUCAGAGAGUGACUCCUCCUUCACACUUCCAGGAUGUCAGGCAUAUCGAGUUCGAUAUCACCGGCUCCAACAUACAGUACAGUGCAGGAGAUGUUGUAAUGAUGAGACCCUGUAAUGCUGCAGAGGAUGUGGAGCAGUUCUGUCAACUACUGAAACUUGGCCCGGAAAGAUACUUCACACUGACUCCCACUGACAGCAGCACAGCAGCAGUCCCUGCGCAUCUUCCUCAGCCCUGCUCCGUUCGCUUUCUGGUGGAACAGUUCCUGGACAUUUCUGCUGUUCCACGCCGUUCCUUCUUUGAGGUGUUGGCCACUUUUGCCACUAAUGAGCUGGAGCUGGAUAAACUUUUGGAGUUCAGUUCCGCUCAGGGUCAGGACGCUCUUCACUCCUACUGCAGCCGACCCCGUCGAACAGCCCUGGAGGUACUGGCAGACUUCCCUCAUACCACUGCCGAGUUGAGCGUUGACUGCUUGUUGGAUCUUUUUCCAGAAAUUCAGCCUCGCUCCUUCUCUAUUGCCUCUUCUCUCUUGGUAAAUCUUUUUAAU
Messenger RNA from Sinocyclocheilus rhinocerous, 694 nucleotides. Its product is annotated as NADPH-dependent diflavin oxidoreductase 1-like. The transcript has 5 exons. Gene Ontology annotation, molecular function: flavin adenine dinucleotide binding; FMN binding; oxidoreductase activity. The annotation marks the transcript as partial. The record is from RefSeq and is a predicted model, not a curated record. Gene Ontology annotation, cellular component: cytosol. Lineage: Eukaryota; Metazoa; Chordata; Actinopteri; Cypriniformes; Cyprinidae.